UCACCGAUCAUUACUAACAUGCGGUGAAAUUGGGUGAAUGUAUUUUUUUUUCUUAGGCGAAUAAUAACGUGAAUUUUGUACCCUGCAAAGCUGAUUUUGAGAGGAGUGCACACAGAAGGACACAAUUUGAGUCAUGAGGGACAGACUUGACCACCUCCGGGAUGUAUCAGUGUCUAAUGAGAGUGUUGCAGAGUAUGAAACUGGCCAAACUCUCCCCCCUUCAGAAAACACAACCCAUGAUGAUCCUCCUCAAGAUACCAGCACCAACCCUGACAUGGAAGCUGUCUUUGAUGAGGCACAAGAGGCUCGGCGUCAGAUUCAGUACAUCAGUCUGGAAGUGAAGCGUCUCAGGGAGCGAAACUCACAUAUUUUUACAGGUGCAGUCGGUUCUAGUGCUUCUAAUACCUGUGACUCUGAUGCUAUCGCUGCUGGCAUCAAAACCAGUGGACAGGAGAUGCUUGCGCACCUUCGCAAAAUGGAUUCCCACGGGAAAGAGUUAGAGGAAAAGUAUGGCUUCUAUUCGACGGUGGCAAGAAUCGCCCGAACACAGUACGCCAGCAUAAGCAACAGUUUCAGAGAUACCAUGGUGGAGUACAACGAUGCGGAGAUGAGCUACAGAGAGUCCUGCAAGGCAUAUAUUCAACGGCAGAUGGAGAUUGUGGGGCGAGAGGUCACGGGUGACCAGAUCGAGGAGAUGCUGGAGAGCGGUCAGUGGAACGUUUUCAGUGAGAACAUGGUUUCAGAAGGGAAAACUGUACGGUCUGCGCUCAUACAGAUUGAGAGCCGUCAUACAGAACUGCUACAGCUGGAGAGACGCAUUCAGAGCCUUCAUGAGGUUUUUCUGGAUGUGGCCAUGCUGCUAGAACAGCAGAGCUCAAUGAUAGACUACAUUCACACCAAUGUUCAGUCAACGGAGGUGGAGGUCAGGGAGGUCCUUGUGAAGCUGGAGCGAUCCAAAAGACAUGAUAGGAGCAACCCGUUAAAAAAAAUGUUCUUCUGGAAGCGAUGACAUGGCCACAAAUAUCACAGUUCAAAAGAAAUACACUAAGUGAUCCGAUUCUUUUUGUUUGUAUUACCAUUUUAUAUUUGUUGCAAUUUCUUUUUUAGGCAUUCAUCUUCUGAAGGAAAACACAUAAUAGUAAUUUUGUGUAAGACACUGCUAUCCAAUACAUAUCUCAAAAGUAUCACAAAUAUUGAAAUGUGUGCAUUUUUACAGUUGGCUGUUUUGGCAAAUAACUUUUACAGGGAUUCAGAAAUGUUUUUUUUUUUGUAGACAUUUUUAAAUGAAGCUUUUAUUCUUGGGAUGGAAUGACUAGUUAAUUGUGAUGAUGGAUCUAACUAUUUCUUGUGUAUACAAAAAUGUUAUCAGCUGUAUCUCAUUCUGUGUGGAUUCAUUAAAAGUUUUUUGGCAGAAGUCAUAAAUUAGAGGAUAACUUUAUUACCCUAAUUAGAUCACAUGUGUCUACCUCAUGUGGAACGUGAUGUCCCUGCUCACAUCUAUU
This is a messenger RNA of Rhinichthys klamathensis goyatoka, 1502 nucleotides long. RefSeq names its product syntaxin 11b, tandem duplicate 2 (gene stx11b.2). The record is from RefSeq and is a predicted model, not a curated record. Gene Ontology annotation, cellular component: presynaptic active zone membrane; endomembrane system; SNARE complex. Gene Ontology annotation, molecular function: SNARE binding; SNAP receptor activity. Lineage: Eukaryota; Metazoa; Chordata; Actinopteri; Cypriniformes; Leuciscidae. Gene Ontology annotation, biological process: synaptic vesicle fusion to presynaptic active zone membrane; intracellular protein transport; exocytosis. The transcript is spliced from 2 exons. The coding region runs from base 134 to 1009 and encodes 291 amino acids.